CUGGAGAUGCCAUGGGAAUAUCAACCACUGGAAGUGGUGAAAGAACUUAUGUCUCUUUCAGUUGACACGAACAUCACAGACCAAAGAGGUCACACAGCUCUGUGGUACAUCUCUCAGAUUAAGAGCUCUAUAAAAGAAGAGCUUCUGAGAAUAAUGAAUUCUUCAGCACAAGCAGAAACAACAUUCAUGUGCCUGGAGUGCUAUUGGCCAGGGAGUCCAGACAAAUUCCCCAUCUGCUCUCCAGCACGUGGCUGUUGCACUCCAGUUUCAGCUAGGAUGAAGGUCAGUGGUUCACAUGCGUCUCACUCGUAAAUGUGAUGUCUCCCCACAGGAGUCCCUUUGAAUAACGUGAACAAAAGUGGACAGACUUAAUGACUGCUAACUAUAUAAAAUUAUAAUAAUAAUAAAAAAAGCCUUUAAUAGCAUUCCAUUUGGGUGAGCCUUGGUCACUGUAG
Messenger RNA from Xyrauchen texanus (razorback sucker), 455 nucleotides. RefSeq lists its product as uncharacterized. The record is from RefSeq and is a predicted model, not a curated record. The transcript has 3 exons. The coding region runs from base 7 to 312 and encodes 101 amino acids. Lineage: Eukaryota; Metazoa; Chordata; Actinopteri; Cypriniformes; Catostomidae.